UCUGAUGGCUUCGGCACGGGCAGGAAGAUCACUGCGCGGCAGAAAACGACGGCGAGUUAACAAGAUGUGGCCAGUCCCAUGGAUAAAACAAUAGAGAAAACCCUCUUCCAUUUUGUCUAGCACCCUGGUAUCGUUCUCAUGCCUAGGUCGCAAUGUGGCUCAUGGUGGGCUUAGUGUGUUGCCUUGUGUUUGGGGGGCUGCCCUUGGCUCUCGCCUCCUGCCCUUCCCAAUGUAGCUGCGCUUUCCACAGUAUCAACGAAGGGACGAAAGCAAGAGCAGUUCUCUGCAAUGACCCAGAGAUGACUCUCACACCCGUGAACUUCCCCGCGGAUACAUUUAAACUCCGGAUAGAAAAGACAGCCAUCCGUAGAGUCCCUGGGGAGUCGUUCCAUUCCCUCCGCAACCUGGAAUUCUUGUGGAUGCCCUAUAACUCUUUGGCAAGUCUCACUGUGACCAACUUCCGGGGUCUCCGCCGAUUGCAAGAGCUGAGGCUGGAUGGGAACGCUCUGACCUCCUUCCCCUGGGAAGCCCUUCUGAGCAUGUCCCAGCUGAGGCUGCUGGAUCUGCACAACAAUGAACUUGCCUCUCUCCCAGCUGAAGCUGCUCAGUACAUCCGGAACAUCACUUACCUAGAUAUCUCGAGCAAUAAACUGGUGACGCUUCCUCAAGAACUCAUCGCUGUUUGGUCGAACCUCCAAGCAGUUCCAUACUUCCCCAAUGACAAUUCUAAGAUCAUCUUAGGUUUGCAGGACAAUCCUUGGACGUGCGACUGCAGCCUCUAUGAAAUGGUCCACUUCCUCAACUUCCAGUCCCCCAAUGUAGCGUUCAUUGAAUCCAGACUGAAAUGCUUCACUCCCCGGAGCUUGGCCGGAGUUUUCUUCAGCCAGGUUGAACUGCGGAAGUGUCAGAGUCCCGUCGUGCACACAUCCGUCGCCAAAGUGAGGACCAUACUGGGAAGCACUGUGCUUCUGCGCUGCGGCACCACGGGAGUGCCCAUUCCUGAGCUAAGCUGGAGGAGGGCUGAUGGAAACCCUCUAAAUGGCACAGUGCACCAAGAAAUUUCCAGCGAUGGAAUGAGCUGGUCUAUUCUAGGCUUGCCUGUCGUUUCUUACCUUGAUUCUGGAGAAUAUAUAUGCAAAGCAAAAAACUUCCUUGGAGCAACAGAAGCUUUCAUCUCCCUUAUCAUCACUGACUCAGAAAGCACAGAUGACCCCACCACAAACUCAAAAGGGACAUGGAAUGGAAAAGUGAGUGGGAUGGAAGCAGCGGCUUACAACGACAAUUUGGUAGCCAGGUACGUGAUCACCACGUCAACUUCCCCUACCAUGGGUGCUCGGUCCAUUCGUGCCAACACAGAAGGGAACCUGGCACUUCGAGAUCAGGCACUAAAUAUGAUCAACAACCCAAGAAAUCUCUUAGCGAGUCCGCCUACUGCCCAACAGGAGCCAGAGCGCAUUGUGAGGUCUGUCAGAGUCAUAGGAGAUACCGAUCACAGUGUCUCCUUGGCAUGGAAAGCUCCGCAAGCCAAGAAUACGACCGUCUUCAGCAUCCUUUAUGCAAUCUUUGGAGAAAGGGAUAUGCGUAGAAUUAACGUGGAGCCAGGUAAGACCAAGAUCACUAUCAAUGGCUUGAUGCCGAAGACCAAAUAUAUAGUGUGUGUCUGUGUGAAAGGGCUGAUUCCCAGGAAAGAGCAGUGCAUCAUCUUUUCCACGGAUGAAGUAGCCAGUGCAGGUGGAACCCAGAAACUUAUCAACGUUGUGGUCAUCAGCGUGGCCUGCGUCAUUGCCGUCCCUCUGACGUUAGUGGUGUGUUGCGGGGCGCUGAAACGGCGCUGCAAAAAAUGUUUCACCCGGAAACCCAAGGAAAUCCAGGACUCUUACGUCACCUUUGAAAGCCUCUCUCCAGGCGCCAAAGCCAAAGGAAUGGAAGGGGAAUACUUGACUAGACACACACCCGACGAAUCCAAUAGGUUGCUCUCUGCCAGGUCGAGUGUGGACUCAGAAGCAAUACCAAAGGCAGAGGGACAGCCGAAUGAGUACUUUUGCUGACAUUGAUCUGUUAGUGUGCAAAGCGAUUGCGCUUACACCACUAUUGGACAGUGCAGAAACGGCAUGACUUUGAAGACUCACAUGUCACAAGUAUUGUCUUGAUAUAUUUGUCAAAAGAACAAUGGACAGCUCUACCUGGACUGUGUUCCCCUCACACUUCAACAGCGAAAAGUCUAUGUGUGCAUUUGCUGAGACCUUCCCCCUGCCAAUCCAGUCCAGAACUGAGUGGAGUACUUAUUGAAUCUAUCCUGAGAAGAUUUCAUUUUUAAUUUUUGUCUGUUGGGGCAUGCAGGAAGGAUAGAAGUGGACAUUGUAGGUUAUUAGGACCCAGCAGAUGAUGGCUGGAUUCUAGUUUCCUGGGACUCCAGAAAGGGAGUGGGUGUGAAAAUGUUUAGGCUGAGGGGAUGGAUGAUGAGUGGGUAUAUUUAUAUGCAAAGAAGCAGAUUGAUAUGGGAAAGGUAGAUGAUGCAAAAAGGAAGAACACCCACCCACCACUGAAAAAUAGAAAGAAAAUGUGGGAAAUGACUCAGGUGCAGAAUAAAGGUUAUAAUAUUAUUAAGUACAAAAAGUCUGAUCAAGGACAAAAUGAAAUGUGAACACAUUUAGAAUAACACUCAUCUUCAGGGAAUCAGUUACAACUAUUCUCCUGUUAAAAUACAAAGUAAAGGAGGAGACAACUUAUCAAGGACUCACAAGAGAUGACGACCAAAGGCUUCAUCUAGGUGAAUACUUUAAAGCAAAGGUAGACAAUGUGAUGCUCUCUAGAUGCUGUUGGGCUCUAACUUCCAUCAAGUUCUAUCAUGACCAGUGGUCAGUGAAUCAAAGCAGUUGCAGUCCAACAACAUCGGGAGGGAACCACAAUGACUACCCCUGCCUUCAAGUAUCUGUCUAGUCCCAAAUUCUCUCACCACUCCUGCUCCUAAUAACUGCGUGGUUUCCUGGAAGGAAUUUGUGAUCAAAGAUUAGGGAAGGAAGAAGGAUGGAUAGUGGGAAUGUCCCCCAAGCAGUCUAGGCCUAUGGUUCCCUUUGCAAAAUAAACA
Molecule: messenger RNA, 3088 nt
Organism: Podarcis muralis (Common wall lizard)
Lineage: Eukaryota; Metazoa; Chordata; Lepidosauria; Squamata; Lacertidae
Gene: LRIT1
Product: leucine rich repeat, Ig-like and transmembrane domains 1
Cellular component (GO): endoplasmic reticulum membrane
Molecular function (GO): protein binding
Source: RefSeq, a predicted model, not a curated record